GUGUAUAUCUCCUUGGCUCCUCUAUAUUACCCCUGUAAAUACCAACUUAGCUCCUCUAUAUUACCCCUGUAAAUACCAACUUAGCUCCUCUAUAUUGCCCCUGUAAAUACCAACUUAGCUCCUCUAUAUUGCCCCUGUAAAUACCCACUUAGCUCCUCUAAUGAUGAGACAGGCCUGGUUUAUAUUGACUUCUUAUAAUUAUAUAUUAAUAAGUUAAAUAUUUACUAUGCUUGGUACACCUGCAGUCCUGCUAUACUGCUAUACUGCAGUCUUUGAACAUUCUUCAAACCAAUAAUAUUAUUAAAGGUCUCUACAGUCUUCAACUAGGCUUAAAUCAGAAUGUUCGGAUCCGAGGAAUCAGUAACAAAACAGUUUAAUCUUCCACCUGAAGAUAUAGAGUUAUACAGGAAGGUGUUCUCUGAGUUUGAUAGAAACAAAGAUGGAACAAUCUCUGCUGUGGAGCUGCAAAGUGCUUUCAGAACGGCAGGACACAACCCUACUGAAGCUGAAGUUCAGGAUAUGAUCAAUAUUACAGAUACUAAUAAUACGGGAAAGCUAGAAUGGGAUGAGUUUGCUAACCUACUAGCUACUAAACUAGCUGAGAGAGAAGAGGAAGCGGAUUAUAAAGAAACCUUUAGAGUUUUUAGCAAAGACGACGAAGGUUGCAUUACAAUGGAGGAGAUGAAAUUUGUCUUAUGUCAGCUCUGUACCUCAGAUGAAGCUGAGAAAAUCAUAGAGGUAGUGGAUAGAAAUGGAGAUGGAAAAAUCAGUUUCUCUGAGUUUCGGUGUAUGAUGGGAGCAAAUCCUAUACUACUGUAGAUGUAGAACUAGAACUAGAAACUAGAACUAGAACUAGAACUAGAACUAGAACUAGAACUAGAACUAGAACUAGAACUAGAACUAGAACUAGAACUAGAAUUAGAAUUAGAACUAGAACUAGAACUAGAACCAGUUUUGAAAUCGCUAUAAAUCACGGUUGAUAAUUCCCCUUCUAAAUACUUGUGUAAAUGGUGAUUACAAAGUAAUAAAUCAUAAAACUUA
Eurytemora carolleeae is the source of this 1041-nucleotide messenger RNA. Its product is annotated as neo-calmodulin. Gene Ontology annotation, molecular function: calcium ion binding. Lineage: Eukaryota; Metazoa; Arthropoda; Copepoda; Calanoida; Temoridae. The transcript has 8 exons. Bases 340 to 819 code for a protein of 159 amino acids. The record is from RefSeq and is a predicted model, not a curated record.